Myotis brandtii (Brandt's bat) is the source of this 1493-nucleotide messenger RNA. RefSeq names its product adenylate kinase 4 (gene AK4). Gene Ontology annotation, cellular component: cytoplasm. The record is from RefSeq and is a predicted model, not a curated record. The transcript is spliced from 6 exons. NCBI's taxonomy places the organism in Eukaryota, Metazoa, Chordata, Mammalia, Chiroptera, Vespertilionidae. The coding region runs from base 122 to 580 and encodes 152 amino acids. Gene Ontology annotation, biological process: nucleobase-containing compound metabolic process. Gene Ontology annotation, molecular function: AMP kinase activity; ATP binding; nucleoside diphosphate kinase activity.
CCACAUCACCACACUGAGACUUAGGAAGGUCUGCUGCCAGCUCUGGGAGGCUGAAGUUGGUGAUGUGGCAAAGCAGUACAUAGAGAAAGGCCGUUUAGUUCCAGACCACGUGAUCACACGCAUGAUGCUGUCGGAGCUGGAGAACCGACAGGAUCAGCACUGGCUGCUAGACGGUUUUCCCAUGACACUAGUUCAGGCUGAAGCCCUAGACAGAAUCUGUGACCUGGACCUUGUGAUCACUCUGAACAUUCCAUUUGAAACACUCAGAGAUCGUCUCAGCCGACGCUGGAUUCACCCUCCUAGCGGGAGGGUGUAUAACCUGGACUUCAAUCCACCUCUUGUACAUGGGGUUGAUGACGUCACCGGUGAACGGCUGGUCCAGCAGGAGGAUGAUAAGCCGGAAGCAGUCAACGUCAGGCUAAGACAGUACAAGGAGGUGGCCAAGCCGGUGGUUAAACUCUACAAGUCCCGAGGAGUGCUCCACCAGUUUUCUGGAACGGACACUGACAAAAUCUGGCCCUGUGUUUACACGGUUUUCUCGAACAAGAUCACGCCGAUUCAGUCCAGAGAAGCAUGCUGAGCCCGGCCAGGGGAAGAACCAGGAAGAUGUGCUUCUCCCUCCAGAUGUUUCAGUUGUAUGUGUAGUAUGGUCCCCAGUAGAAGCCAGCUGAGAUAGCUUGCAGUAUCUUUUCUAGUUUCAAUGAUGAACUGAUAUGAAAACUAAUGAGUGAAAGGAGGCAAUGAAGAGGCUGUUCUCUGCCCUUCGGAAAGAAGGGUCACCUGCACAUGUUGAAGAUGCCUCUGCACACGCCCGUCAAGCCCUUCGCCAGAAAACAAGGACAGGCUGGAUUUCAAAUGCCGUAUAGCCCAAGCUCUAGCUGAUUUUUGAUCUUCAUGUUGCCAUAGUGGCAGCCUUUUUGCAUAUGGUGGUGGUGGUCUCUUGGUUCUCCCCACCCCCUAAAGGCUGUUGAACCACAGCACCAGUGGCCUGAGGAUGCCCAGGGCUGUAGCCCGGGCUUUGUCCACGUUCUCUGGUAUGUCCUCCCCUGGAGACAAGGAGGUUGAAGCCAGUUGCUCGCAGUGGUCGCUUCUCUGACUUUGAGUGACUGUACCCACAACUUAUUGUUUUUUUUUGUUAGGAGAGGCAUCUCCCUUGCAUCCAUGCUCCAUAGAAGCUCUGCCCUUCAGACAUCCUGGAAUGAAAGGAUUUGGCUUCUGCUGUUUUUAUUAGAUGGUGUCCUUGUUAUUGUUUUUUAAACAUCUGUUGCCUCCCCUCCCUUUCUCCCUACAGAUACUGCUUUGAGCCCGCUGAGAUUCCUCUGUAAGAGCUGAGAGCUAGGGGAUGAUGUCAGAUCACUCGAUGCACCAGAACUGAGCUCUUUGAGGGUCUACUUUACACUGCUGAUCUGACUCUCAUGGGUGGAUACUGUUCCUUUUUUUUUUUUUUUUUUUUUUUGGUGGAAAAAAAAAAUCAUCGUUGUAAAUCCCCAAAG